UUGUGUCCGUUUACGAAAUGAGUCAAAAAAUGUUGCGGUCGUGAAAUAAACGGCGAGCCCGCACCCGCACGCUGAACGCAGAUGGUUUUGUGGGCCCUGACAUGUAAAUUCCAGUUAUUUGGAGUAUUUCAACAGUAAAUUGGCGUGUUUGGAUUUAGCGGAUUAGUAAUAUAUACAAAGGUUUUGGAUCUGAAGGGAAUAGUCAACAGUUUUGUGCUAGUAUAUAGACGGAAUGUGGGAAAUUUGCCAGUAUACGGAAAAGGAUUAAUAAAGUUAUAAACAUGACGGACACAAGGCGAAGAGUGAAGUUAUAUGCACUAAAUGCAGACAGACAAUGGGAUGACAGAGGCACAGGACAUGUUUCUUCAUCAUAUGUUGACCGUCUCAAAGGGAUAUCUUUAUUAGUGCGUGCGGAAAGUGAUGGAUCUCUUCUGUUAGAGUCUAAAAUUCAACCGGACACUGCUUACCAAAAGCAACAAGAUACAUUAAUAGUGUGGUCAGAGGGUGAUAAUUUUGAUUUAGCGUUAAGUUUUCAAGAGAAAUUAGGUUGUGAUGAGAUAUGGGAGAAGAUAUGCCAAGUGCAAGGUAAAGAUCCCUCAGUUGAAAUCACACAGGAUAUUGUGGAGGAAUCUGAGGAUGAGCGGUUUGAUGACAUGUCAGACUCUGCACCACCAGUCGAAUUGCCCAGUUGUGAACUCAGUCGGUUAGAGGAAAUCAGUGAAUUAAUAAGUAACUCGUUAAACUCCCCUAUGAGAAAAGAAAAGCUGGCUGCGGCCAUCGAAACAGAAGGUUACAUCAGAAAGUUAAUAAAUGUGUUUCAUAUGUGCGAGGAUCUUGAGAACACUGAGGGGUUACACCAUUUAUAUGACAUAAUUAAAAAUAUAUUUUUACUCAAUAAAAAUGUAUUGUUUGAAGUUAUGUUUAGUGAUGAGUUAAUAUUUGAUGUGGUUGGCUGUUUAGAAUACGAUCCAACAUCACCCACCCCGAAAAGGCACAGGGAAUAUUUGAAGCAACAGGCCAAGUUUCGCGAGGCCAUCCCCAUUAAAAACCCCGAGUUGUUAUCAAAAAUCCAUCAAACGUUUCGUGUACAAUACAUUCAAGACAUUGUCCUUCCAACGCCGUCGGUUUUCGAAGAAAACAUGUUAUCAACUUUAAGUAGUUUUAUAUUUUUUAACAAAGUGGAAAUCGUUGUUCUUGUUCAAGAGGAUGAGAAAUUUCUGACGGAACUAUUCACCAUGUUAACCGACCACAACACGCCCGACUCGAAAAGAAGGGAUCUAGUUUUGUUUCUCAAAGAAUUCUGCAAUUAUUCACAGAACCUCCAGCCCCAAGCUAAAGAAUCAUUUUACAAGACACUGACCUCACUGGGCAUUCUUCCAGCAUUAGAAAUCACUCUGGCGAUGGACGACCAGAAAACCAAGACUGCUUCAAUCGACAUACUAACAUAUAUUGUAGAAUAUUCACCAUCAGUUGUCAGAGAAUAUACUUUGCAACAGGCCAGUAACACUGAUGAGGAUCAGAUGCUGUUGAACAUUAUCAUUGAGCAGAUGAUUUGCGACACGGAUUCGGAAUUGGGCGGUGCUGUCCAACUCAUGGGUGUUCUGAGGAUAUUGCUGGAUCCUGAGAACAUGUUGGCUUCAGUCAACAAGUCCGAGAAGACCGACUUUCUUAACUUCUUCUACAAACACAGUGUUCAUACGUUAAUAGACUUCUUUCCAGCUCCUCUACUGGAGAACACCGCUCACGACGAGCUGCAAAAGGACGACUACCGCAGCGUUCAGCUGCUGGGCCUGAUCCUCGAGCUGCUGUCGUUCUGCGUCGAACACCACACCUACCACAUCAAGAACUGCAUCCUGAACAAGGACCUGCUCCGUCGCAUACUCGUGCUCGUCAAGUCGACGCACAAGUUCCUGGUGCUGUGCGCGCUGCGCUUCAUGCGCAAACUGAUCGCGCUCAAGGACGAGUUCUACAACCGUUACAUAAUCAAGGGCAACCUGUUCGCGCCCGUCGUCGACGCGUUCAUCAAGAACAACGGACGAUACAACCUGCUAGACUCGGCGAUCAUCGAUCUGUUCGAGUUCAUCAAGCUGGAGGACAUCAAGACGUUGUGCACGUACGUGGUGGAGAACUACGGCAAACGGCUGGACGAGUGCUGUUACGUGCAGACGUUCAAGGCGCUGAAGACGAGGUACGACCAGCACCAGGACAAGCUGAAGGACACGAGGGAUAGUCGGAACAGUCUGGACGGGGUGCCGUCCAUAUUGAGGAACAGUCGCUAUCGCCGCGACCAGAGACAGAUGGAAGAGGAGGAGGAGAUGUGGUUCAACGAUGAAGAUGACUUCGAUGAGGGUGAGACCGUUGUCAUGCCGCCCGCCGCCAACGACAUCCUCACCAAGAAACUUGACUCGGACUUGGACAGCAUUGGCAAGAUGAUCGAAACGACGAAGAGCAAACAGCAAGUAGUCGCUGAGGUCGCUAACGGCCCGAAGAUGAACAACAACUCGACGACGAACGCGCCGACGCCGCAGCAACAGCAAAAGUCCCAGGCUGCCGAUCCACAGCCGCUCCAGCAGCAGCAACAGAACGUGACGCCGCCGCUGAACAACAACGCGAACGCGGUAGCGGGCGAUGGCCAAACACCGCCCGGCGGUCCGGUAUCGCCCGCGUCCAACGCGAAAGUGGCGCUCCUUAAGAGGGGUCUCGUGGACUACGAGGGCGGCGACUCGGACGAGGAGGACGACGACGCCGGCGGCGGGGAGGCGGCGAAACGGCCAAGACUGUCAUAGUCCGUCCCCGCGCCCUAACACCGGCAACGUACGCCCGGCCGGGGCUGGCGGCGGAUGCGUCGCACCACUCCCCGCAGGUGAGUAGCGGUUGUGUGCCGCGGACGUUCCAAUGAAAACAACAAAUAAUUAUUAAUUUAAAUAAGAAAAAAAAAAUAAACGGACCACUUAGCGGACGAGCGCGGGACUCGUGUGUUGUGUGAUCUCAGCGGCGACGGUCGAAUUUUUAGAAGGUGUGCUUGUGACCGACGAUGGGGACAGUGUGCGGGCGAGAGGAGACGGGGUGCUGGGAAGGGUUGCGGGUGUUACCACGGCGCGGUGGCAAAAGAAGCUUACCGGCCACGUUUCGGCCACGCUUGCCUUAACACGUUCUCAACACUAAAAAUAUUGAGUUGGAUUGAGUUAUUUAUGUUGUGAGGAUUUGAUAAAAUUCUUUCGACGUCCCUUUUGGAGGUUCAAGCUCACAAUUUUCUACGUUAAGUCACAAAAUACCGGUACAAAAUUGUUAUAAAAUUAUUCCUGUUAUUCUGAACUUAAACCUUUAAAAUACACAUGAAUUAGAAAGGAUUUUAUCAAACGGCAAAUGUUUUUAUACAUUUUAAUGUUCAUUAAUUGAAGUUAUUAUUCCUGUGUAUUGUAUAGUAAAUAUUUUAUAUAACAUUCAUUGAGAUAUAAAUUAAUUCGUUGUUGUGUGAUAAGUGAUUCUAUCUAUCAACUUAACACAAUGUAUGACAGUAAAACAGACACAGGAAAAAAGUUAAAACAGUUUUGUAAUUUAAAGUGAUAUAGUAAUAAUUUAUAAUUAUUUAUUUAUAUUUUACAGUUAACGAUAGUGUCCUUUAAUGUACCCAAAAUAUUUGGGCAAUAUUCCUAUACGAAUUUGGUAAAAUCAGUUUGUUGCCCAUCAUUAAUUGAACGAGCUGGUUUGUCAAAUUAGUAUUUCACGUUAAAGUUACUAAGCAAAGUGAAUUAAGUAAGAACAAUGUCUUAUAAUGAAAAAAUAAUAAUUUUAUGUACUUAUUUCUUAAUUUACUUAAUUUUAAUAGAGGUAUGUUGUGUGUUCUUUCAAAUUAAGUAAAUUAGGAAGAGUUGCUGUAAUAGCUGAAGGCACUGGUAAGUGCCACAACUUUCACUAAUGCCGUUUUUUUUUUCGAAAAUAAAGGUAUUUAAAACACCACCAAAAUUAUUUGUUGCAUCCCACUGAAAUCUAGAAUAUUUAUUGUAUUAUUUAUUGGUUUUUUCAUUUAUAAUUUUUCCAGAUUAAUUCGUAGGUUUUUUUUUUAAGUAAAUGACCAAAUUGCCUACAUAUUUUGAGGUACCCAAAAAGUUCACGUCAAAAGUAGUGUGCUUGUGCGAUUUUAACGUAAGAGUAUAAAUGGGUUUGUACCAUCAAUUUCUCCAGUUUCGCCUAUUUCAAUUUAUAUAUGCUACCACAAUUAUAACGGUUUUAUCAAUUGAUUCGAUUAUUAGUUAUGUAAAUAUGUCUCUUUCAGAUUCAAUAGUGUUUUAAAAUUUGUGUGCCUUCAUUGUUUGCAAAUAAAAUUAUUAAUUUAUACCAACACGUAAAAGUAUAAAACCCGGGAAGCUUCUUUUGUCGGACAAAAUGCUUUAAAAAACACCAUGAAACGUGUUAACAUCUACAACGUUUCGAAUCACUCCAAAGGACAUCCUUGUUUUAUUUGAUAAAUGAAAACUACCACGCGGCGUACGACCAGCAAUUUAUCUGUUGAAACAGCGACAAUGCACAAAGCUUGAACUUCCGAUUGUACAAAGAACAAAAUAAAGAUUAUUUGGUUACAUUAUACAAUUUUUACAGGUAUUGUUGUUUCGAGCGAAAAGGAAAAUAAACAAAUUGAGAUUGAUUCCAUGUAAAUGAAAUAGAUUUUUUUUUUAUAAAAAGGUCGAUUAUUUAUAAAACAAUUAUAUAGUAGAGGUAUUUCAUCAAUAUUAGUAAAUGCUUUGUAAAUAAUUUUCUCGAGAUAUUUAUGGAAGUUUCAUUUCAGUUAGAACACCCAAACAAAACGUGUACAUUCUUCACCGGCGCUCUAAAUGUUUACAUAGCCGUUAUACACCGAGUAAUCAAGCCAAUUAAAUCGUUUAUAAUAUUGUACUUAAAACAGACAAAAUGUUUUUGAACAAUACAACCAAUUGCCACCGAAAAUAUUGGAACAGCAACAAUUCCAUUGGCUUUCAAAAAUUUUUCGACAUAAAGGCACUAAAUGCGUGCGUAUGUAAAUUUGGAGCGUGGGUAAACUGAACAAUUGUGAAAUAAAACAUAGGCUAAGUUAUAUAUCUAGCAGUAGAUAGCAUAUAGUGUCGAAUAUAUCAUCUAAAAAAACUGUGUGUAGUUGUCAUUGGAGUGCUUAGAAAUGUAUAAAUACUUCGUACUGUUAACGUGUCUAAAGAACCGAAUGGAAUUAAUUAAUUAUAGUUUUGUUGUGAUUAAUAUCUGUCUGUAAAAUAUUAAAGGAUAGGUAUUUCAAUUGUGUCGGAUGAUGCUAAAACAAAUUAUGUGUAAUAAUUUUUUAAUGCGGUUUUAAUAAAGAGAAAACCUCAGUUACUGUAAACCAAUACGAAUGUACACAUUGUCAGACAGAUUCUGAAAUACCAUGUACAUUUGUUAGAUAUCUAGAAUUGUGUACAUUUUUAUUUUUUUCUUUUUUUGGAAAAAUUAAUUUUUUGCGGCAUAGCAGUAUGGAGUGUCCAUUGUAGACUAAAUAAAUAUUUUAUUCUUAACUCUAAUUUUGUAAUUAUUGUGAUGAAUAAAUUUUCUUCCUAUUUCGUUCAA
Aethina tumida (small hive beetle) is the source of this 5571-nucleotide messenger RNA. It is a transcript of the gene flfl, whose product is annotated as serine/threonine-protein phosphatase 4 regulatory subunit 3. The transcript has 7 exons. NCBI's taxonomy places the organism in Eukaryota, Metazoa, Arthropoda, Insecta, Coleoptera, Nitidulidae. Gene Ontology annotation, cellular component: protein phosphatase 4 complex; nucleoplasm. Gene Ontology annotation, molecular function: protein phosphatase activator activity. The record is from RefSeq and is a predicted model, not a curated record. Gene Ontology annotation, biological process: protein dephosphorylation; DNA damage response. Bases 282 to 2786 code for a protein of 834 amino acids.